CUACAAAUCAAAAUUGAAAAUGCGCCAAUUAUCAUGAUAUUGUCGCCGCAGUAACUAUUCCUCAGAAAUGUUAUUUCUCCUCACGAGAACGAUGCGUCUGAUCAGAUCGUACUGUUAUCACUUAUCGGCUGUGGUCUUGUACGGGGAUGGUCAUACAUUAUACGACCACGAUUAUAUAACAUGCUUUUUAUUUCUGUUUUUAUUUUAUUUCGUCGAUUAUCGUAAUCUUCAAAAUCUUACAGAAGAGAUUAGAAAGUAUUUUAAAUUAAGAAGCAAGCAAUAAUAUCCUAGAAUAAAAACUAAAUUUGAGGCAAUAGUAAAAAUGUUUUAAAAAUUAACAAACGAUAAGUAUCGAAUUAUUCAACAAUUAGAUUAUAUCUUUGCGUGAUUUAUUUUUUGAUAGAAUUGAAAGAAUUCUUUUGAUUAUACUUUAUUGUUAAUUUUAAUAAGAAGCUCGCGUUAAUGAAAAGCUUAAUAAUAAUUCAGAUCGCGGUCAAAAGAUCCAUUAUCAGAAGCGGAAAAAUUAAAUUUCAUCAAAUCUCUUAAUUAAAGAUAUAUGAGAUGAUUGAUCGGGAAAUCGAAAUCGAGAUUGUCGAUUAUUUGAUUCCAGCAUAGAACUACACCGUCAGACGGAUGAUGGUUAUACAAUAUCAAUAGCGUCGCGGCACCCGCGACCGCGUAGGUGUGUGUGACUCGGUAGGAAUGUAAGACAGAGAUUUCUCGGUUGAGAGCAUGCUGGCAGUGGUGGUAGCUGUGGUCACGAGAGGUGGUGGGUGAGACUCGAACCUCGAGGUAGCAUCGCGAUACCUCGCGCGUUUAGUUGGCGCGCGGGAUCCCGGCGAUUGGGACGGUCGAAUAAAGACACUCCGUGCAAGAAAAAGAGAGUAGGGGAUAAGGGAGAUAUACAAGAGGAGCAAGAGAGAGAGAGUAACGAGCGACCGCACGACGAGUGACGACGACGACCCGAGACGAAGACGAAGACGACGAUCGAAUCUCUCUGAGAAAAAAAAAAAGAAAAAAGUUUCUCUCAUAAUUCUCCCAAGUUUUGUUCUCGCGCGAGCUUGUAGAAUUCUCGAGUCGAGUGUGUGCGUCUCGUUUGUCUGCCUCGGGGGGUUGAGAGUGAUCCAGGAAUAAGCGACUACUCGCCGUCGCAGGUGUCGCCGAGGAAACGCUCGGUUUUAGAAAGGAAGGAAAUCUCCCUCUCUCUCGGAAGGAAAAGCGCUCAUCCUUCCCCUAGGAUAUCCGGAUACCUCGCUUCAAUACUCUGAGACGUCUGCGAUUGACGAGCUACGAUAGACAUCGAGCUCAGGAAGAAACCGCGAAAGCAGGUUGGAUGGUGCCGCAGGUCGGCGCCAUUUGAACCGACGUGCCAGGCGAAGGGAACAGAUUUCUCCCUCGAUCACGCGAACGAGACCGGGUGUCCCGGUGUGUAGAGACAGGUGCGAAGGCGUGCCUCCACAAUGGGGGUCGCCGACGACUUCGCGCCCAGCUUCACGCAGAAGCCGCAGCUGCGGCAGGAGGACGACGGCAACCGGCUGAUAUUCGAAUGUCAGCUGGUGAGCUCGCCUAAACCCGACAUCGCCUGGUUCCGCGGCGAGACCGAGCUCAGCCAGGAUGACAGGACCAACUUCAAGAUGCAGAGCAUCGGGACCAACAAGUUCCUGGUGGUGCUCGAACUCGACGAUGUCAUCGAGACCGACGCCGGCCUCUACAAGGUCAAGGCGAAGAACAAGAUGGGCGAGGUCGCCGCCUCUAUCAACCUCAAUUUUAGUCCAAUGGAUGAGCCUAGAGAGAAACAAAUUGACGGUAUCGCGCCGACUUUCGCGAAGAAGCCCGCGAUAAGACAGGAGGACGACGGCAAAAGGCUGCUCUUCGAGUGUCGCAUCACAGCCGAUCCCACGCCGAAAAUUACAUGGUUUCAUAGCGGGAACAUGGUCAAGGAUUCGUCAAGGCACAAGCUGACCGUCGAUAAAGAUGGCCACUCGUACUUCGCCACCCUGGAAAUAAAAAAUGUGACCGUCGAGGAUGCUGGCAAAUAUAAGGUCACGGCGAAGAACGAGCUUGGCGAAUCUAACGCUACGAUUUCCCUGAAUUUCGACAGCGACGAGGCACCCGUACCCGAAGACGGUAUUAAACCGACUUUCACCGAACGACCGGUCAUAAGACAAUCCGACGACGGUAACACCAUCACCUUUGAAUGCCGACUUGUCGGCGAUCCGAAACCUAGUGUCAAGUGGUAUCACGGUACCGAGGAGGUGAAAGAAGGCGGACGAUUCAACACGUCUCUGGAGCUCGAUCAGAAGCUGUAUCACCUCGCGAGGCUGAGGAUCGACAGCGUGGCAAAGGCGGACGCGGGCGAGUACAGGGCCGUGGCGAAGAACAAGCACGGCCAGGGGGUGGCAACUAUUAAUCUAAACUUCGAGGGUGGCGACAAGCUCAAAAUACCAGACGGUAAGCCGCCGCGCUUCCCGAAGAAACCAACGAUUCGCCAGGAGGGCGACGUACUCAUCAUGGAGUGCAUCCUGGAGGCACACCCGGUGCCGGACAUAACGUGGUACCAAGGUCAGAAAGCGAUCGCCGACAGCAAGCGCGUGAAAAUGUUGCGCAAGGCCACCGGCAAGGACGCGUACCUGCUGACCCUCGAGAUCUCGAAUCCGACCAAGGCCGACGGUGGAAAUUACCGUUGCAACGCCUUUAACAACUUCGGCGAGAGUAACGCCAACAUCUCCCUCAACUUCCAAGAGGAGGGCGCGGGUUUCGCUCCGUCCUUCGUCGAGAAACCUCGCAUCAUCCCGAACGAGAACGGUACGCUGAUCACUAUGAAGUGCAAGUGUAAGGCAAACCCCAAGCCGGAGGUCACGUGGUUCCGCGGCACCAGCGUAGUCAAGGAAUCGUCGAAGAUCUCGAUCAAGAUCAAGACGGUCGAGGAGGAUAUUUACGAGCUUAUCAUGGAAAUAAAGGAUCCGUCGGCACCGGACGGCGGGACGUAUAGGUGUCACGUAAAGAACGAGUACGGCGAGAGUAACGCCAAUCUGAAUUUGAAUAUCGAAGCGGAACCGGAACCGGAGGGAGACGGACCGACGUUCGUGGAGAAGCCGCGGAUACAGUCGCAAAACAAGGGCAAGCUCGUUAUUAUGGAUUGCAAGGUCAAGGCGAAGCCGAAACCGCAGAUCGUGUGGACCCGCGCCGGUAAGGUGGUAAAGGAGUCUUCGAAGAUCUCCAUCAACAUCGUCCAAGAGAAGGAGGACAUCUACUACAUCAAACUGAGCCUGAACGAUCCAGGACCAGACGAUUCCGGCCUUUACAAGUGCAACAUCAAGAACGAACUCGGUGAACUCAACGCCAAUCUUACGCUGAACGUCGAGAUUAUACCCGUAAUUAAAGAGAAGCCGAAAGUUGUGAAGAUCGUCAAAAAGAAGACCGUGGUAGUCGAAUGCCACGUUCUUUCCCAAUUUGCGCCCGAUUGCACCUGGUUCAAGGAGACUCAGGCCGUUAAAGAGGAUAGCAGGCACAAAUUACAUAUCGAGCAAGUCAAAGAAGGUGAAUUUGCCGUCAAACUCGAAAUCGAACAAAUGUCGGUGACAGACAAAGGCGUGUACAAAUUAGUAGCACGCAACGAAAAGGGAGAAGCUACCUCGCAAGUAGUCGAAGUAACAGAAAUUCCAGAUCAAGGAGAGAAACCGAAAAUUGUUACCGGCCUUAAAUCAAUUACUGUCGAAGAAGGCAAAACAGUCGAACUCAUCGCCAUUCUCGCAACGCAAGAUCGGAAAGUCACCGUCACGUGGUACAGAGAUUCAACGGUCAUUAAAGCGUCGAAGGACAUCAUGAUUUCCUUUAAUGGCCUGGACAUAAAAUUGACCAUCACUUCGGCAUCAACGGAAUUGUCGGGAACGUAUAAAGUUGUCGUGAGCAACGAAUAUGGACAAGACGAAUCGUCGGCCCGACUCGUCGUUAAAAAGAAAGAGGAGAAAAAGAAGGACGAAGAAGAGGAAGAAAAGAAGAAGAAAAAAGUCGAAAAGAAAGAGGAAAAGAAAGAGGAAGAGAAGAAGGUGGAGAAGAAGGUCGAAGAGAAAAAGGAGGAAAAGAAGGAAAAGAAAGAGGAGAAGGUAAUAAGUUCAAUAUGGGACGACGAGGGUGAAGAAUCAGAAGAAUAUGAGGAGGAGGAGGAAGAAGAGGAAGAAGUGGUGAGUGUAAUUGAGUCCAGCAUUAUCAGCACAGAAGCCAUUCUCGAGGAAACGGACUCUGAAGUAAUCUCUCGCGUCGAGGAUAAGCCCGAUCUGAAACCGAAUGGUAUCUAUAAACCAGAGAUUGGGAAGAAAAUGGAGAUUUUACAGAAGGACGAAGAAAUCGUAAAUAAUGUCGAAGAAAGAAAAUCUAUUAAGAAAAAACCUGCCGAGAAAGUUGAAGAUAAAAAAGAAGAGGAAAAGAAAAAGAUUAUAAAGAAAAAAGAGCCCGAAUCCAAAGAGGUAUCUCAAGAAACUAAAUCCGAGAAAACUAUAACAGCUCGCAAAGAGUCAGUCAGUAAAGUGCAAGAACUCAAGACAGAAAGCCGUCGCAGCUCGAUUAUCAAGACCCAGAUAACGGAUGAUGGCACUGCAACACCACGACGUCUUUCUAUACAGAAGACGGAAGAAGAAUUCAAAGUGGAAAGCAGACGAUCCUCCGUCAUAGAAAAGAAGAAAGCGACCGUCGAAAAGAAUGUACCCGAAUUUAGACCAAGAACCGUUUCGCGAACAAUUGAAAACGAGAACACAUUCACAUCGAAGACCAAGCUACAUAUACACGCACCCGAUGAAGAGAUUCAGGAUAUUUGGUCGUUUAAACCGACAGAGCGCGAUAAGGAUAAACCGGUAAGAAAUUACGAGGAAACCACCAAGUCCAGAGUAACUUCGUACGUUCGCGAAACCGAUCGUAAACCAAAGGAUACACCUCAAGCUGCGAUUACGCCUCGCAUGCGUGAUUCGGAUGAUGAACUUGAGGAUGCGUGGAGAAUUCAUAAUCCGGGAGAACGUGAUAAUGAAUCUGCGCCACAUUACAGAGAUACAUCACCAGACAAAACAUACAAACCUUACACACCCGCAAACAAAACAUACGCACAAGAGAAAUUUGAAGUCAGAUCACAAGAUAAAAUACUUCCACAUGACACAACGACAAAUACAACACAUCCGCAAAAAUCUGACAAGAAAAUUGAGGAUGCUUCGAAAGAAAAAACACAUUUGCGUGACACAUCUACGAGUAAAACACUUCCACAUAAAACCGACGAAAUUUCAAAAGAUAACAUACUUCCACGUGACACACCCACGCAUAAAAUACAUCCGCAAAAAUCUGACGAAGAGAUUGAGGAUAUUUGGCCGAGCAAAAAACGCGAUACUGACUUUAAAAAACGUGACAAAGAUACUCCGAAAGAGAAAAUACACUUGCAUGGCACAACUACGAGUAAAACACUUCCACAUAAAAUCGACGAAGUUUCGAAAGAUAAGAUAUUUCCACGUGAUACACCCACGCAUAAAAUACGUCCGCAAAAAUCUGACGAAGACAUUGAGGAUAUUUGGGCGAAUAAAGAACGCGAUACUGACUCUAAAAAACGUGAUGAAGAUACUUUGAAAGAAAAAACAUAUUUGCGUGACACACCUAUGAGUAAAAUACUUCCACAUAAAAUUGAUGAAGUUUUAAAAGAUAAGACACUUCCACGUGACGCAAUCACAAGUAAAAUACAUUCGCAGAAAUCUAACGAAGAGGUCAAGGAUAUUUCGCCGACAAAGCCAAAAGAGCGCGACGUAGAUUCCAAGAAACAUGAUAAAGAUAUAUUGAAAAAUAAAACACCUUUGAGUGAAAUACCCACAGCUAAAACACAGCCAUACAAAUCCGAUGAAGUGCCAAAAGACAAGUCACUUCUACGUGAUACACCCAUAGCUAAAACACAACCAUAUAAAUCCGAUGAAGUUCCGAAAGACAAGACACCUCUACGUGAUACAUCCACGGUUAAAACACAGCCGCACAAAUCUGAUGAAUUAUUAAAGAUUAAACCGUAUCUACCCGAUACAGACAGAACACAUUCACACAAAUCUGAUGACAAAAUUGAGGAUUUGCCAAAAGUUAAAGAUAAAUCAUCUCGUCGUCAAUCUGACGAAGAAAUCGAGGAUAUUUGGUCCAAGCGGAAGGAACGUGAAGAUAGAUCACACAAAAAUAAUGAGGAUUCACCCAAAGCUAAAGAUAAACUAUCCCGCCGUCAAUCCGACAAAGAAAUCGAGGAUAUUUGGUCCGAGCGAAAAGAACGUGAACGUAGACCGCACAAAAAUGACGAGGAUACACCGAUAACUAAAAUUCAGAGACGUGUGUCCAAAUCUGAUGAUCGAACUGAUGUAGAUAGCUCACCUUUGGACAAACCAAAAGUGCGUGAAGUUAAAUUCACGCUAGAUAAUGAGGACAAAUCGGCGCCGAAAUCGAAAGGACGCGACGAUAGACACGUCUCAUAUCAUGAGGACACCGCGAAUCUCACAGACACAUCACACAAACCUUCACUCGACCGAGAUGUCAAAACUUACUAUACACAUUACAAUUACGACGUAUGGGCACCGAAAUCUAUCGAGCGCGAACAGAAUUCUGUCACAAUCGAUAAGGACGUUUCUCUACCUAGCACUAAACUACAAACGCACGAAUCCGACGAUGAUAUUGAGGAUAUUUGGGCUUCGACAGCCGAGGAUGAUGCUCCGAAACCUAUCAAAAUACUGGAGGAUUCGCGGAAUUCCAGAGUUACGCCGUAUAAGAACGGUGACAAAGUCGAGCAGGAGAAACCUGUAUCCGCACCUAAACCUGCAUCCAAACCUAGGGGCAGCGUAAGCAAAGAACCCACGGAGGGCGAUAUACCUGAACACAAAAUAGACGAGAACAAAUUCAAAAAGAGCAAAGACACUGAUUCUACACUUGAUAAGGAGGAAGUGCCUAAGAAAAAGCCGUCCACUAGACGUAGGUCGUCGACUAAAUCAACGGAAGGAUCUGAGGACCAAGAACAAGUUUUGAAACCAAAGAAGAAGAAAUCUAAACCCGUGGAUGAGUCUAAGAAAGAGGAAUCGACUACAAAAUCGAAAACUCUCGGAAAACCGGAAGCACCCAAGGAGGAAGCUAAGCCUAAACCGGCAGAUGCGAAGGUGGAACCGAAAGCCAAACCCAAAGCGGAGGAAGUAAAGGAAGCACCAAAGGCCAAACUUAAACCAGACGAACCGAAGGAGGAACCGAAAGCUAAGCCUAAAGCAGAGGAAGUAAAGGAAGCGCCCAAAACCAAGCCAAAAUCAGACGAACCAAAGGAGGAACCAAAAGCUAAACUUAGAACGGAGGAAGUGAAGCAUACAACGACACUUAAGCCCAAACCAGAAGAAGACAAGGUCAAGGAAAAGUCUAAGGCUAAACCAGAGGAAUUAAAGGAGAUACCGAAGGCUCAACUUAAGCUAGACGAACCGAAGGUGGAAUCAAAAGUUAAACCCAAAGCAGAGGAAGCGAAGGAAGAGGAACCCGCGACGAAACUUACAGCUAAACCACAAGUACCAAAGAAGGAAGAAGAAACCACUAGGAAAAGUCUGAGAUCUGCCAAGCAACUCGAGGAAGAAAAGAAAACUCUAGAGAAAGUCGAGCUUAAGCCAAAGGAUGCCACCGUGACCAAACCGAAAUCCCGUAUACUACCACCGAAACAAGAAGUUAAAACCGAAAGCUUUCAGGGGAUUCAGCUUAAACCUGUUUCGAAGGAUCCGAAACAGGCUCAGCAGGCUGAAAAUGGCAGGGUGGAACUUAAGAAAACCGAGAAGGCGGAGAAGCUCGAUGUAAAGAAGAGGAAAGCCUCGAAAGCGACAAAGGAGGCUGAUUACGAGCUUCCGGAGAUCCCAGAUUAUGAAAGGCCCGUUCUCGAGAAACCUCAGGAAUUCCAAUUCGGCGAGUUUGUGCCUCGCGAUAAGACGAAGCUCGAUAGACCGGCCACGCAGAAAUUCGAUUCUAAGCCGAAAUUACCGGAGAUCAAGGCGCCCGAAACACCCAAGAUCGAAGUGAUCAAGGACGUGACGCCAAUCGGCAGCAGGAAGGGCUCCUUAGUACCCGGAAGUGGCACCAGCAGUCGACGCGGUUCUCUCAUACCGCCUGAGGAAUUGGGUCGCAGACCUAGCCUGAUCAUCAGUGACGAGGAGCAUAGGAAGCUUCGUCCCGGCGAGGUGGUGGACGAGCGCAAGACUAAGCUCGGCCGACCAGGCGCGCUGCAGGAUAAAGAGCGUCGUCGUCCGAGCACAGCGGACAUCAGAAGACCCAGCGUGGCGGACCUCGAGAAUAAGAUCAAUCAGCCUAGCACACCUCUACGAGAUGUCGGACCAGCUGGACCACCCCAAAUCGUCGAUGUCCAGGAAUCGUACUCCGCCGUCGAAGACUCGACGGCGUAUCUCACCGUCGCGGUGGAGGGUACACCUGCGCCAACUUUCAAGUUUUACAAGGGCAUCACCGAGAUUAUCGAAGGUGGCCGCUUCAAGUUCCUCACGGAUUCGGAGACCAACACGAUUACCCUCUGCAUGAGGAAGACGAAGCCCAACGACGAGGGCACCUACAAGAUCGUCGUGAGUAACAUCCACGGCGAGGAUUCUGCUGAGAUGCAGCUCUAUGUUUCUGACGCCAGUGGCAUGGACUUCCGUACUAUGUUGAAGAAGAGAAAGUAUCAAAAAUGGGGACGAGAGGAGGCCGAGCAAGAGAAGGUGGACUUGAAAGAAGUUGAGAAGCCCAUGCCGGCGUUGAAGAAAGUGGAAAGGAAACAAGAGAGCUUCCUGAAGCCACUGGUGGAUCAAUAUGCCAAAGAGGGCAAGGACAAGAAGGUCGUCUUCGAAGCGAACUUUUCGAAACCGAACUGCAAACCGAAAUGGUUCUUCCGAAAGGAUGAAUUAUUCGCAUCGGCCAAAUAUAAAUUUAAAAACGAGGAAGAUUGCUAUCAGCUAAUCAUUAGUGGACCUAAAGUCGAAGAUACUGGAAAAUACACGAUCGAAAUUGCCGGGGUAUCCAGCACAGGAUUCCUCAAUGUGGACGAACCUGAUCCAACAUAUACGUUCACAAAACCGCUGCCGAAGAAAAGCAGUGGCUUCACCAAGCACGAGACUUACAUGGAGUGUACAGUCAGUUCCAAUCUGGCACAAGUUUCCUGGUAUAAAGGCAAGACGAAACUCGAGGAUGGAGACCAGUUCAGUAUCUCGAAAGACAUGUCCGGCGUAUGUCGGCUAACGAUCAAAAGCGCAACCCUCGAGGAUAGUGGCGAAUACAGUUGCAAGAUAAGCAAACAGACGGAUAAGACAGAUACUGUUCUUACUGUAGUCGAAUAUCCUUACAAGUUCGUCAAAGUGUUGAAGCAUCAGCAGCUGGUAGAAAAGGAGACACUGACCUUGCUUUGCGAACUCGAUGAUGCUGCGGGUGAAGUUCAAUGGUUUAAGGGUGACCAAGCGAUCACACCUGACAAAAGAGUGCAAAUCAAGGAAGAUGGCAGGAAACGAAAGCUUGUUAUUAAAGACUGCAAAGUCACCGAUGCCGGGCUGUAUUCUUGUGUGAGCAACGCCGAUAAAACGGAAGCCGAAAUUGUGAUUAAUUACGCCAAUCGCUUCAACAAGAAGUUGAAGGACACGGUUGCGAUAGAGAGAGAGAAGCUGGUGCUGGACGUCGAGCUUCAGGAUCAGACCGCGCCGGCCGUAUUCUACUUCAACGGCCAAAAAAUCGAGCCCAACGAGAGAAUAGAGAUCAAGAAUCUCGGCGGUGGUAAACAUCAGUUGGUCUUCAACAAAGCGGAGAUGACGGACGACGGUGAGAUUAUGUGCGAGAGCGGUCAGCUGACCAGCAGCUGCAAGCUCACCGUGAAGAAGGGCGAGAGCAAGCCUAUCGUCGAUUUUCCCGAUAAGGUCGAAGGACCUUGCAGUGCACCGUUGAUCUUUGUUGUGCCUUUCAAAGUCGAUGGCACCAAGCAAAGUCAAGUGGAAGCAAAACUGAUGAAAGAUGGUAAACCGCUACCUCUCAAGGAAGUCGAGAUUGUUGUCGGCGAGGAUAAAAUUACGUAUAAGAUCAAGAAACCUCAGCGCGAGUCAUCCGGAAUCUAUCAGAUAAAGAUCGGUAACAAUCAAGGCGAAGAAGUAAAGGACGUCAACAUUGUUAUGCAAGACGUUCCAUCUUCACCGUACGACGUUGAGGUCAACGAGAUUUUCCAGAACUCCUGCGUCGUGUCGUUUAAGCCGUCCAAGGAUGACGGCGGCACUCCUAUUACGAAAUACAUCAUCGAGCGUCUCGAUCUCAGCUUGAAAUCUCAAUGGGAUAACGUGGGCGAAGUCAUGUUGGGCGAGAAAUGUGUCUACAAAGUUGCAGAUCUUGUUGCGAAGAAGGAGUACAAGUUCCGCAUACGAGCCGUAAACAAGCUCGGUUCCAGCGAACCGGCAAUGUUCGCCAAGCCUGUCUUAGCCAAGGAUCCAUGGGAUGAGCCAGGCAAACCGACAAACGUCGAUGUAACCGACUGGGAUAAAGAUCAUGCUGACUUGACAUGGACGAAACCAGAGAAUGAUGGCGGUGCACCGAUCACUGGUUACGUAAUCGAGUACAAAGAGAAAUUCGGCAAGGAAUGGGUGAAGGGCAAGGAGAUCGAGGGUGACGUCACUCAAGCGACUAUUGACGGUCUAAAGGAAGGCACGCAAUACGAGUUCAGAAUACGGGCGGUGAACAAGGCCGGUCCCGGUGAACCGUCCGACGCCACGAAACCGAUCAUCGCCAAAUGCCGAUUCGUCAAACCAUACAUCAUCGGCGAAGGUCUUACAAACCUGGUUGUCAAAAAAGGUCAGGUCAUCAAGUACGACAUCAAGUACGCUGGCGAGCCGGAUCCGGAGGUACAUUGGUUGCUCGGUCAGAAGGAGAUUGUCCAAGACGCGGCCGAGAGGAUCACGAUCGACAAGUACGAGAGAAAUACUGUGUUGACAGUCAGAAGGACUACCCGACCUGAUUCCGGAAAAUACAAAUUGGUGCUGACGAACAGUUCCGGUACAUGCGAGAGCAUCGCCGACGUCGUCGUUUUAGACAAACCAUCGGCUCCAUUAGGACCGCUCAAAGUAGAAGAAGUCCGCGCCGAUCACGUCAAGGUCAAAUGGGAUUCACCCGAGGACAACGGCGGUACCGAUAUCACGGGCUAUGUGUUGGAAAAGAUGGACUUAGACACCGGACGAUGGAUUCCAGCUGGAGAAGUCGGCCGCAACGAGAAGACCUUUACGUUCUCUGGCCUGACGCCCAAGAAGAAGUACAAGUUCCGCGUCAAAGCGGUCAACAAGGAAGGCGAGUCCGAACCCUUGGAGGUUGAGGAAGCUAUUCUCGCGAAGAAUCCUUACGAUGAGCCUGGCAAGCCUGGCAAGCCGGAAAUUUUCGACUACGACAAUGUCAGCGUGUCGCUGAAAUGGGAGAAACCAAAGAGCGAUGGUGGCAGACCGAUCACUCACUACAUCGUCGAGAUGAAGGACAAAUUUGCCGCCGACUGGAUCGAAGUGAUGAAAACUACCGAUUCGACUCCCGAGGCUAAAGUUGAAGGCCUCAAGGAAAAGAUGGUGUAUCAAUUCCGCGUUCGCGCUCACAACAAGGCCGGUCCUGGCGAGCCCAGCGAUCCCACGGACAAUCAUCUUUGCAAACAUAGGAAUUUGAGACCAAGAAUCGACCGGACCACCUUCAAGUCCAUCAUCAUCAAAGCUGGUCGCACGCAUAAAUGGUCUGUGGAUGUGUCUGGUGAACCACCGCCAGAGAUUAAGUGGAUCUGGAGGGAUAAUAUCCCGCUGACCACUACCGAACGCAUCAAGAUCGACAAUGUCGACUAUCAUACAAAUUUCACAAUCGUCAAUGCGAUGCGCAAGGAUACCGGAAAAUAUACCCUAAUCGCCGAGAACGCUAACGGCAAGGAUGAGGAAACCGUCGAACUCACAGUACUCGGAAAACCGAGCGCUCCUAAAGGACCUCUGGAAGUAAGCGACGUCACCAACACUACGGCUAAGGUGAAAUGGGAGAAGCCGGAGGAUGACGGUGGUGUGCCGAUCAAAGAAUACGAGAUCGAGAAGAUGGACACAAAAACCGGAAAAUGGGUCAGAGUGGGCAAAAUACCUGGAAAUUCGCCGAUCACGGAAUUUGAGGUGACUGGCCUGAAUCCCGGAAGCGAGUACAAAUUCCGGGUGACAGCUGUCAACGACGAGGGCGAUUCGGAGCCUCUGGAAAGCGAACGCGGCGUCGUCGCAAAGAAUCCAUAUGACGAACCUUUGAAACCUGGAACCCCCGAGAUUACCGAUUAUGAUAACGAGUCCAUAAGCUUGAAAUGGACUCCGCCCGAGUUCGAUGGAGGUGCACCGAUCGAGAAAUACAUUAUCGAGAAGAAAGAUCGGUAUAAGCCUGAUUGGGAGAAGGCUAUCGAGGUGCCUGGAGAUCAGCUUGAGGGCAAAGUACCCGAUCUGAAAGAAAGGGGUGAAUAUCAGUUCCGAGUCAUCGCUGUGAACAAAGCCGGACCCUCGCCGCCGUCAGACGCGUCGAAGAUGCAGAUCUGCAAGCACAAGGCUCUGAAACCAAGGAUUGACAGAACGAACCUGAAACCAAUUGUUGUGCGAGCCGGCAAACCCGUCAAGUACGACGUGGACGUGCGCGGUGAACCACCACCGGAGAUUAAGUGGUAUCACGCCGGCAACGAGGUGAAAUCCGCUGAGAACAUUGAGAUAGUCAACAUUGAUUACAAUACAAAACUCACCAUCUCCGAUAGCCUACGGAAGAAUACCGGCGUAUGGAAGGUCAAGGCUGUCAAUCCUCACGGCGAGGACGAGGCAGAGGUCGAAGUAACGAUAUUAUCUGCUCCCGGAAAGCCAAAAGGACCGCUCAAAGUGUCGGAUGUCACGAAGAACGGUUGCAAACUCAAAUGGGAUAAGCCGGAGGACGAUGGCGGCAAACCGGUCACUGGCUAUCAAGUAGAAAAACUGGACAAAUCGACCGGCAGAUGGAUACCCGUCGGUCGCACCGCGGAUACCGAGAUGGACAUAAAGGGUCUUCAAGAAGGGCAUGAGUACGAAUUCAGAGUAAAGGCUUUGAAUGAGGAAGGAGAAUCGGAGCCGCUCGUGACAGACGGCUCCACGCUCGCGAAGAACCCUUACGAUGUCACAAGUAAACCCGGAACACCAGAACUGGAGGAUUGGGACGUCGAUCGCGUUGAUCUUAAAUGGGAACCUCCGAAAAACACCGGCGGUGCACCGAUCACAGGCUAUAUCAUUGAGAAGAAGGAGAAACCUUCCUCGCAGUGGGAGGAAGCUGCCGUUACGGACUCGCCACAACCCAAAGGUCGCGUUACCGGCUUGAAAAAAGGUUCCACUUAUCAAUUCCGUGUACGCGCUGUUAACAAGGCUGGACCAUCGGAGCCCAGCGAUCCGACCAAACCACACGUUGCUAAAGCAAGAUUCCUAAUUUCUAGGAAUUAUAUAUACAUAAAAUUCCACACAUUUAAUAAUUAUAAGUUGGAGAUACAAAAUUAAAUUAAAACUUUAUUAUAAUUUAAUAAUAAAAUGUUCAUUUCAAAUUUAAUUAAUUUUAAUUUCAAAUUUUCUAAUAUAAAUUAAAAUUUGAUUUAUCUUUUACAUUUUAUAGAAAAUAAGAAAAUCGAUAACGAAGACUAUCUCACUAAGAUCCAGUUGACAAACACAAGUCGCAGAUUAACUGGCAAAUAUACCAUCAAAGCUGUAAACGAUUCCGGACAAGAUGAAGCUGACGUGGAGAUUAAUAUUCUCGACAAACCUGGAAAGCCGGAGGGACCAUUGGAAGUGACGGACGUACACAAGGAGGGUUGCAAACUGAAAUGGAGCAAGCCGAAGGACGACGGUGGUCUUCCUUUAUCCAGUUACAUAGUAGAAAAAAUGGAUGUGACGACAGGUCGGUGGGUACCGGCUGGUAUUGUGGACCCUGAAAAAACCGAGCAUACAAUUACCGGCUUGGAACCCGGCCACAAAUACGAAUUCCGUGUGAAGGCUGUGAAUGAGGAGGGUGAAUCGGAACCUCUGCAAAGCGAUGUCGCCAUCGUAGCCAAGAAUCCAUACGAUGCUCCGGCAGCACCUGGACUCCCAGAGAUCAUUGAUUGGUCGGAAAAUAUGGUGAAACUCAAAUGGGAGCCACCGAUAAGAGACGGCGGUGCACCAAUUACCGGAUAUAUUAUCGAGAUGAAAGAUAAGUUUGGUAGUAACUUUGUCAAAGCCGCUGAUGUCGAAGGGCCCAUAUGUACUGGCACAGUUCCCCGGUUGGAAGAGGGCAAUCAAUAUCAAUUCAGGGUACGCGCUGUCAACAAGGCUGGUCCUGGUGAACCUAGCGAGGCCACGAAUCCGCAUACUGCUAAAGCCCGUUGGCUGAAACCAUACAUUGAUCGCACAAAUCUGCAAGCUAUAACAGUGAAAGUCGGCCUCACCGUGACCCUAGAUGUGAACAUAAUUGGCGAACCACCACCAAAAGUGACUUGGACUUUCAAGGAGAAGGAACUCGUGUCAGAUGAUACGAUACGAAUCGACAACAUUGAUUAUAACACUAAAUUCUUCAUCCUGAAAACUAAACGCGCGCACACCGGCAAAUACGUGAUUAAGGCUAAGAACGAGGUCGGCGAAGAUACCGCCGAGGUAGAAAUUACCGUCCUCGGCAAGCCUAGCAAACCAAAGGGUCCGUUGGAAGUGACUGAUGUAAAUAAGCAUGGCUGCAAGCUUAAGUGGGACAAACCGGAAGACGAUGGCGGCUCACCAGUCGAGUAUUAUGAAAUCGAGAAGCUGGAUCCUCUCACGGGACAAUGGAUACCCUGCGGUCGCAGCACCGAGCCCGAAGCUACCAUCACCGGACUGCAAGAGGGCAAGCCUUAUAAAUUCCGCGUGAAAGCCGUCAACCGGGAAGGAGAGUCCGAUGAUCUGGAGGCAGACAAGUCUAUCAUAGCCAAAAAUCCGUUUGACGAACCGGGCAAGCCCGGUAGACCGGAACUCAAGAACUGGGACAAGGACUUUGUCGAUCUCGAAUGGACUCCGCCCAAGGAUGACGGAGGUGCACCGAUCGAAAAGUACAUUGUACAGAUGCGAGACAAAGAGGGUAGACAGUGGGUGGAUGUCGCCAAGGUCUCGGGAGAUCGCACGGCCGCUAAAGUGACCGACGGUAUCCAGGAGGGUCACGAGUACGAGUUCAGGAUUGUGGCGGUCAAUAGAGCCGGACCUGGCGAGCCCAGCGACACUUCGAAGAGCGUCGUCGCCAAGCCCCGAUUCUUGGCACCGCACAUCGAUCGCAAGAACCUUCAGAAGAAAGUCAUGCGAAUCGGCCAAAUGCUGCGGCUCGAGGCCGACAUCAAGGGCGAACCGCCUCCGGUCGUCACGUGGAAACUCAAGGACACGGUGUUGAAGAGCAUGGACCGACUUAAGAUCGAGAACGAGGAUUAUCAUACUACGUUCAUCUUCAGUAAGCUCCAGCGCUCGGACACCGGCACUUAUACCGUCAUCGCCAAGAACGACAGCGGCACCGAUCAAGUUGACGUCGAGCUUCAGGUGCUGAGCAAACCCAGCAAACCGAAAGGACCGCUCGAUGUGUCCGACGUCACGGCCGAAGGUUGCAAGCUGAAAUGGAACAAACCCGACGACGACGGUGGCGAGCCGGUUGACCAUUAUGUCAUCGAGAGAAUGGAUGUAGAUACAGGACGUUGGGUACCAUGCGGUACCAGCAAGACACCGGAGGCAGAUGUUUCCGGUUUAAACGAGGGCAAGGAUUAUCAAUUCCGUGUCAAAGCUGUUAAUUCCGAGGGCGAAUCCGAACCUCUGGAAACGUCGACACCGACAACCGCGAAGAAUCCUUACUCCGAGCCCGAUGCGCCCGAUAAACCCGAAUUGAAAGACUGGUCGAAGAAUCAUGCAGACUUGAAAUGGAAGGCCCCGAAGAAAGACGGCGGCGCUCCCAUAGAGAAGUACAUCAUCGAGAAAAAAGACCAGUACGGCAAAUGGCAAAAGGCCGUAGAAGUUCCAGGCAACAAGACCGAAGCCAGAGUGCCAGAUCUCAUCGAAGGUCAAAAGUACCAAUUCCGAGUUAAAGCUGUGAACAAGGGUGGCCAGAGCAAGCCCAGCGAGCCCAGCGAUACCUUGACCGCCAAGGAUCGUUACGCCGCGCCCAAGAUCGACCGCACCAAUCUGAAGGACAUCACGAUCAAGGCCGGUAACAUUAUUCGGCUGGACGUCAAAGUCACAGGCGAACCGCCGCCAAGCAAGACCUGGUUCCUUAACAAGGCCAAACAGGAGUCUGGUAACGUUCUCACCAUCGAGGUGGAGGACUAUAAGACCAAGUUCGUGAUCUCGUCGGCGACCAGAGCGCACUGUGGCACGUUGACCUUAAAGGCGGAGAACAGCUCCGGCAAAGACGAAGCGUCUAUCGAGAUUCUUGUGUUAGACAAGCCGAGUAAACCCGAAGGACCGCUCAAAGUAUCCGACGUGCACAAAGAAGGUUGCACCCUCAAGUGGAAUCCGCCCUUGGACGACGGCGGCGCGCCUUUGGAUCAUUAUGUAGUCGAGAAAAUGGACACAGAGACCGGCAGAUGGAUACCGGUCGCACGAACCAAAGAACCUAACAUGGUAGUGGAAAAUUUGGUGCCCGGGCAGGAGUAUAAAUUCCGAGUCGCGGCUGUGAACGCGGAGGGCGAGUCCGAACCGUUGGAGACGGAGCAUGGAAUCAUCGCUAAGAAUCCAUUUGAUGAACCUGGCGCACCAGGACGUCCGGAAGCGACCGACUGGGAUAAGGAUCACGUGGACCUGCGAUGGACUCCGCCGUUGAAAGACGGCGGAUCUCCAAUCACCGGAUACGUGAUUGAGAAGCGAGAAAAGGGCGCGCCUAAAUGGAUCAAAGCCUGCGAGACCGGACCGGAUUGUAAGGGUCGCGUCGACAAUCUCGACGAGGGUGUCGAGUAUGAGUUCAGAGUCAAAGCCGUUAAUGCCGCGGGACCUGGCGAACCAUCCGAUGCCAGCAAACCCAUCACCGCCAAGAGUCGAAGACUUGCACCGAAGAUUGAUAGACGAAACCUGCGUGACAUAACAGUGCGCGAGAACGAAGCGUUUCACUUUGAUGUCAAGAUCAUCGGCGAGCCGCCGCCAGACGUCACAUGGGUGAUCAACAACAAGAGCAUUCAGCAGACCACACACCGCAGGAUACAGAACGUACCCUACAACAGCAAAUUCUUCAAUGAUAAGCCCGAGCGCAAGGAUAGCGGCACUUACAAGAUUACAGCGGUCAAUCAGCACGGAUCCGAUACCGCCGAAGUCGAAGUUACCGUUAUCUCCAAACCUGGCAAGCCGGAAGGACCACUGGAGGUAUCCGAUGUGCACAAGGAAGGAUGCACGCUUAAAUGGAAGAAACCCAAGGACGACGGUGGAGAACCGAUCGAAGGUUACCUUGUGGAGAAGUUUGAUCCGGAGACCGGAGUCUGGUUACCGAUCGGGAAAACCACUGGACCCGAGAUGAAAGUCGAGGGUCUUACACCUGGACACGAAUACAAAUUCCGCGUCAAGGCACUCAACAAGGAAGGAGAAUCUGAACCACUGGAGACCUUCACCUCCAUCAUAGCUAAAGAUCCGUUUACCGUUCCAGCUGCACCUGGAGCACCAGAGCCGGUCGAUUGGACGGCUAACCAAGUCGAGCUUGCUUGGAAAGAGCCCGUCAGCGACGGCGGAUCACACAUCACAGGCUACAUCAUCGAAAAGAAAGAUAAAUACAGCACAAUGUGGGAGAAGGCUUUGGAGACCGAAACACCGGUCACCAAAGCUCUGGUGCACGGUCUGAUAGAAGGCAACGAUUAUCAAUUCCGCGUAAUCGCCGUGAACAAAGCCGGCCAAUCUGAACCCGGUGAAGCUAGCAAGACGUUCACCGCUAAACCACGUUUCUUGGCCCCGAAGAUCGACAGGCGCAAUCUGAGGGACGUUACUCUCUCCGCUGGCUCGAUGCUAAAGUUCGACGCCAACGUGAUCGGCGAGCCACCGCCCCAUAUCGAGUGGCGUUACGGCGCGAUACCGCUUCAUUCCGAUCGCAAAGUGCAAAUCGACAACAGCGACUACAGUACCAAGUUCAGCAUACGUCCGGUGUCGCGGGACGACAGUGGCGAUUACACCGUCACGGCCAGUAAUUCAUCGGGCAAGGACUCGGUGACGGUGCAGGUGACAGUAACGGACAAGCCGACGCCGCCUGAGGGUCCGCUCCAGGUGUCGGACGUGCACAAAGAGGGAUGCAAGUUGAAGUGGAAGAGACCUAAGGACGACGGUGGCACGCCUAUUGAGUACUACCAGGUGGACAAGAUGGACCCGGAGACCGGAUGCUGGGUACCUUGUGGUCGUUCCACCGAGCCAAAUCUCGAGGUGACAGGUCUAACACCUGGCAAGGAGUACCUCUUCCGGGUAUCCGCAGUCAAUGCCGAGGGCGAAUCGAAGCCUUUGGAAGCGGAGCAAGCAAUAGUAGCCAAGAAUCCAUUCGACGAGCCGGGCAAACCGGGUGAUCUUCAAGCCACCGACUGGGACAAGGACCAUGUCGAUCUCAAAUGGACUCCACCGGACAAAGACGGCGGUUCGCCGAUCACCGGUUACGUAAUCGAGAAGAAAGACAAGUACGGUGAAUGGGAGAAAGCGCUGGAGGUGCCCGCGGACGAGACUUCCGCCACCGUGCCGGAUCUUAUCGAGGGACAGCCGUACGAGUUCCGCGUGCGAGCCGUGAACAAGGCUGGCCCGGGCGAACCGUCGGAUGCCACUCCGACCAUUAUCGCAAAACCGCGCAACCAAGCGCCCAAGAUUGACCGUACUAAUCUGAUCGAGGUGAGAAUUAAGGCCGGCCAGAACUUCAGCUUCGACUGCAAGGUGACGGGCGAGCCGCCGCCGACGACCAAAUGGAUGUUGAACGGCAAGGAAGUCCGGCCGACCGAUCGCGUCAAGGUGAAGCACGUAGACUACAACACCAGUCUGAACGUGCGAAUGGCCACGCGAGCGGAAUCCGGCAAGUACACCGUCAUCGCGGAGAACAUUAACGGUCGAGACGAGGCCUUUGUCAAGGUGACCGUGUUGGAUAAGCCAAGCCCGCCUCAGGGUCCACUACGUACGUCCGACGUGCACGCCGAGGGUUGCAAACUCUCGUGGAAGCCGCCGGAGGAUGACGGUGGACAACCGGUCGAGAAAUAUGUCGUGGAAAAGAUGGACGAGGCCACGGGACGUUGGGUGCCAGCUGGAGAAACUGACGGACCAGAAACAAAUCUGCAAGUGGAGGGUCUGACGCCAGGGCACAAAUAUAAAUUCAGAGUGAGGGCUGUCAACAAGCAGGGCAAGUCUGAGCCACUCACCGCUAUGCAAAGCACUGAGGCGAAGAAUCCCUUCGACGAACCAGGAAAGCCGGGUACGCCCGAGGUGGUUGACUACGACAGGGACUUUGUCGAGCUUCAGUGGAAGCGUCCUGAGGAAGACGGCGGAUCACCAAUCACUGGCUACAUCAUAGAAAAACGUGACAAGUACAGUCCAACUUGGGAGAAGUGCGCGGAGGUCGAUGGUGACACGAAUCGCGGCAAGGUCAACGACCUGGUCGAGGGAACGCAAUACGAAUUCCGCGUGAGGGCCGUCAACAAGGCUGGUCCCGGCGAACCGUCGGAAGCGUCCAAGUCCCAUCUGGCGCGACCUAAGAACCUUCCACCGAAGAUCGACAGGAAAUACAUGCUGGAUGUGAAGGUGCGCGCCGGCGGUUUCUUCGACUUCGACGUGCCGGUGAUCGGCGAGCCGCCGCCAAGUAAAGAAUGGUCGCUCAAGGGCGUCACAGUGAUGGCGAGCGAUCGCAUCAAGAUCACCAACGAAGACUAUAAUACCAAGAUACGUAUAAUAGAAGCAAAACGUUCCGAUUCAGGCGUCUAUACACUGGAGGCCAGAAAUGUGAACGGCAAGGAUUCCGCCACGUUGACGGUGAACGUGCUGGACGUACCCUCGCCACCUGAGGGUCCGCUGAAGAUCGACAACGUUACCCGAAGUGGCUGCGCCCUGAGGUGGCGGCCGCCCAAGGACGAUGGCGGCUCCGAGAUUCAGUACUACCAGGUCGAGAAGAUGGAUACGGAGAACAUGCGCUGGGUGCCUGUGGCCGAGGCUACUAACACCUCAGCGCAGGUAGGCCACCUGAUCGAAGGUCACGAUUAUCAGUUUCGCGUGCGGGCGGUCAAUAAACAGGGUGAGUCCCAGCCGUUGACCGGAAUGGAUACCAUCACCGCUAAAGAUCCAUUUGCCAAACCGGACAAGCCUGGAACACCGGUUGCCACCGAUUGGGAUAAGGAUCACGUGGAUCUCGAAUGGGCGCCGCCUAAGAAGGAUGGUGGAUCGCCUAUAACCGGCUACAUCAUCGAGAAACGACCCCGUUACGGACAGUGGGAGAAGGCGGUCGAAGUGCCCGGAAAUAAGACCAGCGCCAGAGUACCGGAUCUGACCGAGGGUCAGGAGUACGAGUUCAGGGUCAUUGCCGUUAACAAGGGUGGACCUGGCGAGCCGUCCGACGCGUCAGGACCGAUUGUCGCCAAACCGCGUUUCAUCGCUCCUUCGUUCGACAUUCAUUUGCUGAACGAUUUGGUGGUGCGCGCCGGUCAGAAGAUCAGAUACAACAUUCCCAUCGUUGCGUCUCCUAAACCAAAGGCAACUUGGAAUCGCGAUGGAGUUGAGAUCGUGGCCGAUGCUCGUCACGAAAUGUACACUACCAACACUGAAACUUCCUUUGAAAUUCCGUUCUCCGUUCGUGGCGAUACCGGACGUUACACCUUGACUUUGGAGAAUGAGCAUGGCAAUUUUAGUGCCAGCGCGAGAGUCACUGUCCUCGACAGACCGGCCCCACCGGAGAAACCGCUGGAUAUCAGCAACGUUACCAAAGAAGGUUGCCACUUGGCCUGGGGACAUCCUCUCGACGACGGCGGUAGUCCUAUUCUGCACUACGUCAUCGAAAAGAUGGAUCUAUCUCGUGGAACUUGGUCCGACGCCGGCAUGAGUAUGGUGCUGAGUCACGAGGUCAAUCGUUUGACCCAUCGUAAGGAAUACCUGUUCCGCGUCAAGGCUGUUAACAACAUCGGUGAAUCCGAUCCGCUCGAAACCACGAAGAGCAUUAUCGCGAAGAACGAGUUUGAUGAACCAGACGCGCCUGGCAAACCACAGAUCACAGACUGGGACAAGGACCAUGUAGAUCUGGAAUGGCCAGCGCCGAAGAGCGACGGCGGAUCGCCGAUUAAGGGCUAUAUCGUCCAAAAGAAGGAGAAGGGCAGCCCUUACUGGGUGAAUGCGGUGCACGUGCCAGCGGGUCAAAACAGCACGACCGUUCCGGACCUGACGGAAGGUCAAGAGUACGAGUUCCGUGUGAUCGCUGUCAACGCCGCCGGUCAAUCCGAACCGUCGGAACCAAGCGAUCUUGUCACUGCCAAACCACGUUACUUGGCCCCGAAGAUCAAAACCCCCUUGCAAGAUGUUCGUAUCAAAGCUGGACUGAUUUUCCACGUCGACAUCGAUUUUGUCGGCGAACCGACACCGGAGGUGACGUGGAGCGUAGGAAGCAACGAAUUGACUUCCAACGACAGAACGACGAUUACAUCGAUCGGCUAUCACACGAUUGUGCACAUUGUCAACGCCAAGAGAUCCGACUCGGGAUUGUAUCACUUGUUGCUGAAGAACAGCAGCGGCAUAGAUGAGGGCAGCUUCCAAAUGACCGUCUUGGACAAACCUGGACCACCAGAGGGUCCUUUGCAAUACGAAGAAAUCACCAGUCAGUCCGUCACGCUCUCGUGGAAGCCACCCAAGGAUAAUGGUGGCAGCGAGCUUACCGGAUACAUCAUUGAAAAACGCGAUCUUACGCAUGGUGGUGGCUGGGUACCAGCAGUUACACACGUUAAUCCUAAGUAUAAUCAUGCAACUGUGCCAAGAUUGCUUGAGGGAACCACAUAUGAAUUCCGUGUAUGCGCAGAAAAUUUACAAGGUCGCUCCGAGCCGCUGACCACCGACCGAUCCGUCGUUGCCAAGAAUCAAUUCGUGGUUCCUGGACAACCUGGCAAGCCGGAAUGCGUGGACGCUGACAAGGAUCACAUUAAGAUUAAAUGGACCGCACCCAUCAGCAACGGCGGCUCCAAGAUCAUCGGCUAUGACGUGGAGCGACGCGAUCGCGCCACUGGUCGUUGGAUAAAACAAAAUAAAGAGCCCGUCAGGUAUCCCGAAUAUUACGACGACCAUGUAACCGAGGGUCAUCAAUACGAAUAUCGUGUGUCGGCUAUAAAUGCCGCUGGUGCUGGAAAACCAAGCGAUACCUCGUCCGUAUUUACGGCCAAACCCAUGAAGGAGAAGCCGAAGCUUCAUCUGGACGCUCUGAUCGGCCGCAAGAUCAAGGUUCGCGCUGGAGAACCGAUCAACGUCAAUAUACCGUUAUCCGGCGCACCUACGCCAAAGAUCGAAUGGACCAAAGAUGGAAGAUCGCUUACGGAGACUCUUCGUUUAUCGACCGAAACCAAGAGCGACCGAACGCAGCUGUUGAUCGAGAAAUCCGUGCGAGAUGACAGCGGCAUGUAUACCGUGACCGCGUCGAACGAGCACGGAAAGGAUUCCGCCGACAUCGAGGUGAUAGUCGUGGACAAGCCUGGACCGCCUCAGGGUCCUUUGCAAUACACUGGCACGACGCAGGAAUCCGUCGGGCUAUCCUGGAAUCCACCGGCGGACAAUGGCGGCUCCGACAUCACGAAUUACAUCGUCGAAGUGUCGGACUACGGAUCUGACAAUUGGCGACAAGUACCCGGAUAUGUUCCCAGGACGAACUUCACGGCAAGGGGCUUAAUUGAAGGCAGAAAAUACGUCUUUAGGGUCCGCGCCGAAAAUAUGUAUGGAGUGUCGGAGCCCUUGGAGGGCAAACCCGUGAUCGCCAAGAGCCCCUACGAUCCGCCAGAUGCGCCGAGUCAGCCUGAGAUCCUCGGUUAUACUCCUAACAGCUGCAGUCUCACGUGGAAUCCGCCUAUCAACACUGGUGGAAAGCCUAUCACUGGAUAUUAUGUGGAGAGACGUGAGCGUGGCGGUGAAUGGUUGAAAGUCAACAACUACCCGACACCGAACACGACAUUCACUGUGCAGGAUCUUCAUGAAGGUUCGCGAUAUGAAUUCAGAGUAAUCGCUGUCAAUGAAGCUGGACCUGGAAAACCUAGUAAACCCACCGAACCUAUCACAGCUGGACACCAACGCCUGCGUCCCGAUGCACCGGAACCGCCUAAAGCAGACAGGAUCACCAAGGAUUCGGUGACCUUAAGCUGGCGACCACCGCGAAGCGAUGGUGGCGCGAAGAUCAGAGGCUACAUCAUACAGAAAAAGGCCAAGGACGACGACGACUGGUCGGACGUGAACGGCGCACCUAUACCGAGCAAUGUGUACACCGUGCCGAAACUGAAGGAGGGCGAGGAGUACCUCUUCAGAGUGUUCGCGGUGAACGACGUCGGUAGCAGCGACCCGAGCCGACCCAGCAAUCCUAUUGUCAUCGAGGAGCAACCCAACAAGCCGGUCAUGGAUCUCGGUGGAGUUCGCGACAUCACCGUUCGCGCCGGCGAGGACUUCUCUAUUCAUGUGCCUUACAUAGGUUUUCCGAAACCGACCGCCACGUGGUUCGCCAACGACGUCAUUAAGGAUGAAACCGAUUCACGUGUCCAUCAGCAACUGGCCGAUGAUUUCGCCAGUCUGGUGGUGAAGAAUGCGAAACGUUCGGACGGAGGACAAUACAGACUUCAACUACGCAACUCGUCCGGCUUCGAUACGGCGACUGUCAACGUCAAAGUCCUCGAUCGUCCUUCCCCACCUGAGAAUCUCCGCGCAGAUGAAUUUGGCGGUGACGCUCUUACUCUUUUCUGGAAUCCGCCCAAGGAUAACGGCGGUGCUGAUAUCACUAAUUACGUGAUUGAGAAGAAGGAGCCGAAGGCCGCCACGUGGUCCAAGGUGAGCAGCUAUGUCACGACACCGUUCGUGCGGGUCAGGAAUCUGACGGUCGGACAGGUGUACGAAUUCCGAGUGAUGGCCGAGAAUCAGUAUGGCACAUCGGAUCCGGCGACGACGAUCGAUCCGAUCAAAGCACGACAUCCGUUCGAUCCGCCGGGCGCUCCCGGCGCACCUCGCGGCGUGGAGACCACCGAAGACAGCAUCACCAUCACCUGGAGCAAGCCGCGUCACGAUGGUGGUUCGCCGAUCAUCGGUUACAUCGUCGAGAAGCGUCUCCUGAGCGAGGACAAGUGGGUCAAGGCUACUCCGGCUCUGGUGCACGAUACCACUUACAAGGUCACAGGACUGAUCGAGAAUCACGAUUAUGAAUUCCGAGUAGCUGCGGAAAAUGCCGCCGGCCGUGGACCAUGGAGCUCCAACUCCGACGUUAUUCGCGCCAGCGCACCACCAUUCCCACCGAAGAUCACGAGCGAUCUCAGCAUCCGCGACAUGACCGUUAUCGCAGGAGAACCGUUUACCAUUACGGUGCCGUAUACGGCUAAUCCUAGACCAAGACCUAACUGGUCCAUCAACGGCGAGGAGGUCCUCACCGGCGAAAGAAUCAAGUUCGAGACGACCGAUGUGGCCUCGCAGUUCAUCAACAAGAAGGCGAAGAGGUCUGACACUGGCACAUACACGAUAUACCUCACAAACACCGUUGGCACCGAUUCCGCCUCGUGCAAAGUUCUCGUUGUCGACAAACCGUCGCCACCGCUGGCGCCCUUGGACAUCUCCGAUAUCACUCCGGAAACCUGCACGCUAACGUGGAAACCGCCCUUCGACGAUGGCGGUUCGCCGAUCACAAAUUACAUCGUCGAGAAACUGGAUCCGGCAGGCUACUGGGUGAAGCUCAGCAGCUUCGCGAGAAGCACGCAUUACGACGUGAUCGGUCUGGAGCCAAAUCGCACGUACAACUUCCGAGUAAGAGCGGAGAAUCAGUACGGAAUAUCCGAUCCGCUUCAGGCAGACGAGCCGAUAACGGCCAAGUUCCCGUUCACGGUGCCGGAUCCGCCCGGACAGCCGCGUGUCAUCGACUGGGACACCUCGAACGCGACGGUGGUCUGGACAAGACCACUGUCCGAUGGAGGAUCUCGCAUUCAGGGCUACAAGAUCGAAUUCCGCGAUCCCGCCGAGGAUGUGCAAUGGCGUGUGGCGAACGACUACCUCUUCAAGGACACCACGUACGUGUGCUAUGGUCUAAUGAGCGGACACGAGUACGAAUUCAGGAUCCGCGCGAAGAACGCGGCCGGUUUCAGCAAACCGAGCCCGCCGUCCGCGCCGUUCAGACUCAAGAGCAAGUUCAACGUGCCAUCGCCACCAGGCACGCCGCAGGUCACCAAGGUCGGCAAAAACUACGUCGAUCUACGAUGGGAACCGCCCGUGUCCGACGGCGGCAGCAGGAUCACCGGCUACGUGAUCGAGAAACGCGAAGUGGGCAGCGCAAUGUGGUCCAAGUGCAACGAGUACAACGUCGUCGAUACCGAGUACACGGUCAUGCACCUGAUCGAGCGGGGCGACUACGAGUUCAGGAUCUUCGCGGUGAACGCGGCCGGCAGGUCCGAGCCGAGCUCGUGUACCACCCCAGUGAAAAUCUGCGAGGUCGAGGGUGGCGAAAAACCGGAGUUUAUCAGGAAUCUGCCCGUCAGUCAAAUCAUACCGCUCGGCAAGACCCUCGUCCUCGAGUGCGAGGCCACGGGUAAACCACUACCGACUGCCAGGUGGCUGAAGAACGGCCGUGAGAUCACCCUGGGCGGUCGCUUCCGUGCUGAGGCGAUAAACGGAAUCUAUAGACUGGUUAUUUCCGAGGUAUGGGAUGCGGACGACGGGGAUUACAGCUGUCAGAUAUCGAAUCAGCUCGGCGUCGCCGCGACCACGUGCCGGCUAAAGAUUGGCACACCACCGCGUAUCGAGCGCAUGCCGGGCGAUCUCUAUCUGCCGGAGGGCGACAAUACGAAGAUCAAGAUCUACUACAGCGGCGAUCAGCCAAUGGAAGUGACGCUGAAGAAGGACGGUCACAAGAUCGUAGAAACCACGCACAUCAAAUAUACCGUCUUCGACGAGUACCUCAUCAUCUUCAUCAAGGACAUUCAGAAAGAUGAUGCCGGCACUUAUGAUCUGUCCAUCUCCAACGACAGCGGCAGCGUGAGCGCGUCCUUCACCGUAUAUAUCACCGGAUUACCUGGACCACCGACUGGACCGCUCGAUGUCUCCGAUAUCGACAAGCAUACAUGCACCCUAUCCUGGCACCCGCCUAAAUACGACGGCGGUCUUCGGAUCACCCAUUAUGUGGUUGAUCGUCGUGAUGUCAGUCACACGCACUGGAUCAUUGUGUCGUCCUUCUGCAGGGACACCACCUUUGUCGUGCAGGGUCUCACCGAGGGCCAGGAAUAUCUGUUCCGGGUGAUGGCGGCCAACGAUAACGGCAUGGGUCCACCGCUGGAGGGUAUCAAUCCGAUCAAGGCCAAGGCGCCGUUUGAUCCGCCGGGACCACCCGGUACACCCAAGGUCAUCGAGGUAGGCGGCGACUUUGUCAAUCUCUCAUGGGAGAAGCCGGAAACGGACGGCGGUGCGAAGAUUCAGGGUUACUGGAUCGAUAAGAGGGAGGUCGGCAGUCAGGCCUGGCAGCGCGUAAACGUCAGCAUCUGCCUACCGACGCAGAUCAACAUCAGUAAUCUGAUCGAAGGAAGGCAAUACGAGUUCCGAGUAUUCGCUCAGAACGUGGCUGGACUCAGUCCCGAGUCAAAGGCCUCGACCUCCGUGAAGAUCGUCGAUCCACAGGCGGCGAAACCUCCGGAGAUCAUUCAACCUCUUCACAAGGUGAAUUGCGUCCAGAACCACAACGCUCACUUCCAAUGCAAGAUCAUCGGCACGCCGAAGCCGAGCAUUACAUGGUUUAAAGGCGCCCGCGAGAUCGUGAGCGGCAGCCGCUACAACGUCUACUCCGAGGGCGAUACCCACAAUCUCAUCAUCCACGAUGUUUUCGGCGAGGACGCCGACGAGUACUUCUGUCGCGCGGCUAACAAGUGCGGCGUGAAAUCCACCAAGGGCGAGCUCUUCAUCAAGACGCCGCCCAGACUGAAUGUACCGCCGAGAUUCCGCGACACCGCCUUCUUCGACAAAGGCGUGAAUGUCGUUAUCAAGAUACCGUUCACCGGCUACCCAAAACCAAAGAUCACGUGGGUACGCGAAGGCGAGGUGAUCGAGUCCGGCGGUCAUUACGCCGUCGAGGUGAAGGAACGUCACGCCAUACUGACGAUCCGCGACGGCAGUCGCAUCGACUCCGGCCCGUAUCGCAUCACCGCCGAGAAUGAUCUAGGCCAGGACACGGCCAUCAUCAAGAUCCAGAUCAGCGAUCGUCCGGAUCCACCCAGAUUCCCGCAGGUGGAUAGCAUCGGCCACGACUCGCUGGCGGUUAGCUGGAAGCCACCGUUGUGGGACGGCGGCAGCAACAUCACCAACUACGUGGUGGAAAAACGCGAGCAUCCGAUGAGUACCUGGAUUCGGGCCGGCAACACCCGGUUCUGCACGCUUGCGGUAACCGGUCUGAGCCCCGGACAUCAGUACGACUUCCGUGUGUGCGCGGAGAAUAUCUAUGGUCGAUCCGAUCCGAGCGAGGUGACACCGCUGAUCACUACGAAGGGUGUGAUCAAGCGCGAGUUCAAGAAGAAGGAGUACGAGGUGGACGCGAGCGGCAAAAAGAUACGUGGACGCGACGACGAGAAGCCACGCGACUACGAUCAGUUCGUGUUUGACGUGUACAGCAAGUACGUGCCGCAGCCGGUCGAGAUCAAGCACACGUCGGUCUACGACAAGUACGACAUCCUCGAGGAGAUCGGUACCGGCGCGUUUGGCGUGGUGCAUCGUUGCCGCGAAAGGACCACCGGCAACAUAUUCGCCGCCAAAUUUAUCCCAGUGUCGCACGUGAUGGAGAAGGAGUUGAUCAGGAAAGAGAUCGACAUCAUGAAUCAGCUGCACCAUCCCAAGCUGAUCAAUCUGCAUGAUGCCUUUGAGGACGACGACGAGAUGGUGCUCAUUUUCGAGUUCCUGUCCGGCGGCGAGUUAUUCGAGAGGAUCACGGCCGAGGGUUACACUAUGUCCGAAGCAGAGGUAAUUAAUUACAUGAGGCAAAUCUGUGAGGGCGUCAAGCAUAUGCACGAAAAGAACAUCAUCCAUCUGGAUAUCAAGCCGGAAAAUAUCAUGUGUCAAACUCGUAACAGCACUAACGUAAAACUGAUUGAUUUCGGUCUGGCCACUAAACUCGAUCCGAACGAAGUAGUAAAGAUCAGCACAGGUACGGCCGAGUUCGCCGCUCCCGAGAUCGUCGAACGUGAGCCGGUCGGUUUUUACACCGACAUGUGGGCCUGCGGCGUACUGGCUUAUGUUUUAUUGAGUGGUCUUUCGCCGUUUGCGGGUGACAAUGAUAUCGAGACCCUGAAAAAUGUGAAAGCAUGUGACUGGGACUUUGAUGAGGAGGCAUUCCGCGACGUUUCCGAGGAGGGCAAAGAUUUCAUCAGGCGACUACUCAUUAAAAACAAAGAGAAGCGCAUGACAGCACACGAGUGUCUCGUUCAUCCGUGGUUGACCGGCGAUCAUAGCAAGUGGACCAACCCGAUCGCCAGCAGCCGUUACCUCAGCAUUAGGGACAGAUUGCGUGCCAAGUACGAGAAUUGGGACAAGUACGUCCUUCCCAUCGGCCGCCUAGCCGAGUACUCGUCGCUCAGGAAGCUUUUGAUCGAGAAAUACAGAAUCUACGAUUCUUGCUUCGAUCGUCGACAAGCGGCGCCCAGAUUUGUUAUCAAGCCGCAAAGCGCGUUCGCCUACGAGGGACAGAGCGUGAAGUUUACCUGUCGCGUGAUCGCAAUCGCGGCGCCGACGCUGACCUGGUCGCACAACAAUCAAGAGCUACGGCAGUCCGUCAAAUUCAUGAAACGGUACCACGGUGACGAUUAUACCUUCAUCAUCAAUAGAGUUAAGCUGGAAGACCGAGGAGAGUACAUCAUACGCGCGGAGAAUCACUAUGGAUAUCGCGAGGAGGUUGUCUUCCUUAAUGUACAACCACUGCCGAGAGAAAUUCCAAAAUAUAGGCCCGAGUUGCAUCCGGUACGCAGACGAGAACCGCUCGGCUACAAUGUAUGGCUGGAGAUGAUCGAGUCGGCGCCGAGCUUUACCUUCCUGCUACGACCACGUGUCAUCCAGAUCAGGCAGACAUGCAAGCUGCUCUGCUGCCUGAGCGGUAACCCACCGCCCACUGUAAAAUGGUACAAGGAUAGAGAAGAGUUAUCCAAGUAUAACUAUCCUAUGAGCAACGCCGACGGGGUCGUCACGAUGGAGAUCAUUGACUGCAAGCCGGAAGACAGCGGCAAAUAUCGCUGCGUGGCUAGCAACAAGCACGGCAAGGACGAGACCAGUUGUGUGGUCAUCGUAGAAGGCACUGGAGAAACGGAGGAGCAAGUAAAAUUAGCGCACGAUUUCCUACAUUCCGGAGAUCGAAGGUUUAUCGAGCAACCACUAAAACCAGCACCACCGCCGAUCGUGACAGUCCACAAGUCUAGCGGUUACAGCGGCUACAGUUCCACCACCCAAGGUCAAUCAAGCUCAUCGCAUAAUUACAGCUCCACCUCUUCCUAUGGCAAACACAAUUCCACGACUUCCUCUUCGUAUAAGGAUAGCUCCAGUCUCAAAAUUAACGAAUCUUCCGACAAACGAAGCGUGAAAACAUACGGCUCGAAGCUCGACACCACCGGCAGUCCAUCUCGAUCUAGAAGUUCGACCAAAGAACUCAUCCUACCCUCGGAUGACUCGAUGAGAUCGCCGCAGUUUACACAGAAGCUUAAAAACCUCACGGUCAACGACGGCGAACAACUGGAGCUCAAAGUCAAAGUUGAGGGCGACCCGGAACCGCAAAUCACUUGGAGUAAAGACGGCAAGCUGCUAAGCUCGUCGGAGGUCAUCGAUCUCAAAUACAAGAAUGGAGUAGCUGUUCUCACAAUCAACGAAGUAUUCCCCGAGGAUGAAGGCGAAUACACGUGCCUCGCGACCAACAGCAUCGGUAGUGACACGACAUCUUGCAAACUGACCAUAAAAGCCGGGGAAAAUGCAGCUGGAAAGAAGACGAGCGACGACAAAUCGCCGAAAAUCGUGGACCACCUGUCGAGCAAGUACGUGAAGGAUGGCGAAGCGGUGACACUUAGCUGCCGAAUAAUCGGUGCCAAGAAGUUCGACGUGGUGUGGCUGCACAACAAUAAAGAGAUCAAGCCUAGCAAGGACUUCCAGUAUACUAACGAGGCUAACAUCUACAAGCUAGUCAUCGCCGAAAUAUUCCCCGAGGACUCCGGCACUUACACGUGCGAAGCUUUCAAUGAUGCAGGAGAGAGCUACUCGUCGUGCACGUUAAACGUACUCGCUCAAAAUGAAGAGCCGAAGAGCCCAGCGUUCGCGACAUUCCCGCAGUCUGCAACAGUGAGCGAAGGCGAGUCGGUGACUUUCACGUGCAAGACUGAUACCGUGCCUUUGAAAGUAACCUGGCUGAAGGACGGCAAGGCAAUCCCCGAGACCAGCAGCAGAUACCACUUCAGCUCGGAUGGCAACACGUCCUUCGAAUUCGGCAUGAAGACCUGCACGGCCAACGACGUUGGUCAAUAUUCAGCACGUGCGAUCGGACAAAAGGGCGAAACAAACUCGGCGUUCGCCCUUAAUGUCGUCAACCCCGGCGAGCUGUGAUCUUAGUACCGGGAUGAUUGUCCAUCGCAAGCCGCGAAUCGGAGAGUAUCUACUCCAGUAUAUUCUUCGCGGAGAAAACACCGGAGAUCGAUUCACAGAUAUAAGAGCGCAUGUAUUUCUUUUUUUUUU
This is a messenger RNA of Formica exsecta, 30875 nucleotides long. It is a transcript of the gene bent, whose product is annotated as twitchin. The transcript has 146 exons. Gene Ontology annotation, biological process: protein phosphorylation. Lineage: Eukaryota; Metazoa; Arthropoda; Insecta; Hymenoptera; Formicidae. Gene Ontology annotation, molecular function: protein kinase activity; ATP binding; protein binding. The record is from RefSeq and is a predicted model, not a curated record.